AUGGCUCUACGGACAACAGCAACCCUCUUCCUGUGUUUCCUGCUGGGAGUAAAUUGCUGGCAUGAUUUGGAUAACACCGAGUACGACUGUUGGCCAAGCAACAAUCCAAAUGAUUACAACAUGAUAAACUGUGGUGGUCUGGAAAUGGCCUGGGUGCAGCGUCCUCCAGAGAAAGUAACCAAUGGGGAGGAAUUCAAUGUCUCGUACACUGUGACAGCUUCAGAUUCCUUCUACGAAUACGCAGUCAGGAACAAGAUUUUCCAGUUCAGUGAUGCGUCAGAGGCAAAGAGGUUCUGUCAUGAACACGAGUGCCCAGCAAACUGGAACAACGCCAAUGAAAUGAACUGCUGCGUGUAUCACGCAAACAUUCACUCCUGUCCUCUGGGCCUCAUGAAACAAGGUGGAAUCUGCGGCCCGUGGAUUCCUGAUGAUGGUAAAAUAGUGACUCACACUGUUUCCAAAGCAGGCAAGAUGACUAAAAAAUACUGGACUUCAAAGGUGGUACUGAUCCAUGUUGGAGUCACCUCAGUCAUCGCUCAUAUCAAAAUAGGACAGAUGCACGCAGCACUGGAGUCCAAAGUGCUUGUUGUCAGCGCCCAAGUGUGCGGGGAUGACAUCUGUGAGGUGGAGGAGAACUGUCUGAACUGUCCUGCAGACUGUGGCAUCUGUCCAAUGUCCAUCAUGAUCAAGGUGGCCAUCGGGCUUCCAGUUGCUCUCUUCAGCAGUGGUUUCAUCCUAACCAUGGUGUGGUUUCAGUACCAGAAACAGAAGAUGUUUUGGGAUGAGAGCUGGAUAAUUAACUACAAGAACAUACUAUUUGGUAGAGUGUGCUGCACAGAUCUUGGUAGCAUGACCAGCCUGCAGCGCUUCAAGAGUAAUUCUACCGUCAGUAGAACCACAGACGUGACCGUGUGCACUGGAGUCAACACCUCCUUCAAACAAGGCUUCAUCCAGCCCGCCAUCUAUGAUGGGAGAGCGGUGGCAGUCAAACACAUCCAGAAGAAACAUUUCACCCUCUCUGAUACCAUCAGAAAGGAAGUGAAAGAAGUCAGGCAACUGGACCACCCCAAUCUAUGCAAGUUCAUUGGCGGUUCCAUUGAGGUGCCAUAUGUGACCAUCAUCACAGAGUACUGCCCUAAAGGAAGCCUGUCUGAUAUCCUGCUGAACAAUGACAUCCCGAUCAACUGGGGCUUUAGACUGUCCUUUGCCACUGACAUUGCUCGCGGGAUGUCCUACCUCCAUCAACACAAGAUGUUUCAUGGGAGAGUGCACUCCAGAAAUUGUGUCGUUGAUGACCGCUGGGUGUGCAAAAUCUCAGAUUACGGGCUCACAGCAUACAGGAAGGAUGACUUUGAGGCCAUGAGUAAUGGCUUCAACUGUAGAGAUGUAAACCGUAUAUACUGUGCUCCAGAGGUCCUACUGGGAAGCAGUUGCAAUAUGACACCAGCAGCAGAUGUCUACAGCUACUCCAUGAUUCUGGUUGAGAUUGCAACUCGCUCUGACCUCAUUUCAGACCAGGCUGAGGGAGUGAGGAUGGAUAUCAUGUGGCGUCCUCCUCUGCCUGAACUCAAAGCAGGGAAGGCGGAUACUGACUGUCCCAGUCAAGGAGAGUACUGUGAGCUUAUUAAGAGGUGCUGGUCUCACAACGUCACAAUGAGGCCCACAUUUGAACAAGUGAAAAAGACGCUCGACAAGAUGAACCCACACAAAGUCAGCCCUGUGGACAUGAUGAUGAACCUGAUGGAGAAGUACAGCAAACAUCUGGAGGCCAUAGUUGCUGAGAGAACACAGGACCUCCUUCAAGAGAAACAGAAGACAGAUCGGUUGUUAUACAGUAUGUUACCCAAGCCGGUGGCUGAUGACCUUCGUCAAGGCCGGACAGCAGAGGCUCAGAGCUUCUCCAAUGCCACAGUCUACUUCAGUGAUAUUGUAGGCUUCACUCAGCUGUCUGGUGCCAGCACUCCCCAUCAGGUAGUGGACUUCCUCAACAAGCUCUACACCUCUUUCGAUGACAUCAUUGAUAAUUAUGAUGUCUACAAAGUGGAGACAAUUGGUGAUGCUUACAUGGUGGUCUCUGGGGUCCCUCAAGAAAAUGGUAUCAAUCAUGCUGGGGAGAUUGCCAGCAUGGCCCUGGAUCUGGUCAGUGUCUGCCACACUUUCAAGAUCCCCCACAAGCCCAACACCCAGCUGAAGAUACGUGCUGGUAUCCAUUCAGGACCUGUUGUGGCUGGUGUGGUUGGCACCAAAAUGCCACGCUACUGCCUAUUUGGGGACACUGUCAACACAGCAUCUCGGAUGGAAUCAACAAGUGAAGCUCUGAAGAUCCAGGUGAGUGGUGCCACAGCUGACUUGCUUCACACACUCAGAGGUUACGUUCUGACCUGCAGGGGAACACUCAAUGUGAAGGGUAAAGGGGAAAUGACAACAUGGUGGCUGGAAGCAAAGACAGACGAUCACACAGUACCGCUACUCAGAACGUCUGAGUCCAGAGGAGUCUUAGUACCAGUUAGUAACUAGUUCUAGCUAGAAGGACUAAAAUAUGAACAUAACUGUACAGUAUGAACACUGGUCAGACAUUGUGUAGUGCAGUUGAACUGUGUCCAAUGAACUACGUUGGGGAUAAAUGUGCAGAUAAGCUGAAAACUCAGUUAAAUGUUACCAGUAAAGUGUUUAUUUGUGUUGUUCAUUAUCAUAGUUACAUUGUUGUGACCUAGAUUGAUGAUGACAAACAAAAUCCCACUGACGAUUAUUUGUAGAAACCACAUGGACAUGCUCGUUUAUUAUUUAUUUCUUCUCACUUGCUGGAGAGAAUGUAAAAAAAAUAUGCAGAGAAACAUGCCAGAGUUAAAGAAAUGCUGUUUUUAUCACACAUUAUUAUUAUUUUUCACUCAUAUAUAGCGUUAUGUUUAUUGUUGCAAUCUGAGGCAGUUAUCAUUUUCCUGAAACGUCAAAAAACAAAGGGGGACAUUCAAUUCUGUUCAAUUUAAUGGGCUUUAUUGGCAUGGAAGUUACCUGUAUUGUAUUUUGACAAAAUACAAUUUGCCCAAAUAUUUGGACAGUACAAAAUAACAUGACUAAUAUGACUAUUAACAUGCAUGAAAAUUGAGAUAACCUUCUCUUAUAUUAAGCACAAAACUUUUCUAAGGUUUCAGGUAAAUUCUAUCUGGUCUACAGAGUAACAUGUUUAUAGACUGAUUCCUUACAUUUCAAACAUUUUGACUUUGAACUGGCUUUUUUUAUGGCUGAGAUUUUGACAUGUCUGCAGAAAACGCAUGGGUGUAAUUAAUGGUAUUAUCAGUUCCACCUGUGCUUUUCCUGCUGGAUGGAAGCUGGAUGUAAAAGUAAUUCAGAACCAAACUCUUCCAUGAAAGCCACUGUGCGUUUUCAAAAUUAUAUAGUUAAAUAUUGUAAAUCUUGUAUGGUGUCGUGUCAACUCUUGAUGCAGAUUUGAUACACACAGACAUUUAGCCGACUCAGCUGACUGAACUCAUCACCUGUGUAA
Molecule: messenger RNA, 3502 nt
Organism: Scomber scombrus (Atlantic mackerel)
Lineage: Eukaryota; Metazoa; Chordata; Actinopteri; Scombriformes; Scombridae
Product: atrial natriuretic peptide receptor 2-like
Exons: 23
Coding region: 1-2517 (838 amino acids)
Biological process (GO): protein phosphorylation; intracellular signal transduction; receptor guanylyl cyclase signaling pathway
Molecular function (GO): peptide receptor activity; protein kinase activity; ATP binding
Source: RefSeq, a predicted model, not a curated record